AUGGCUUGCGCGCAGGAUGGAGAAGAAGUGCCUGAUGAAUUCGAGGUUACCCUGGAAUCACUUUUGGCAGCCUCUCCUGGCUUUGCCACACGUGUCACGGUGGCCUUAUGCCUCAGCAAUGCCUCAGAUGCCGUUGAGACGCUCUCUUUGGGAUUUGCAUUGCCACUCCUGAACUUUGGUGAUCUACGUUGGCCUGCUGCGGCAGUAUUCUUUGGCAUGCUUACAGGCGGAUGCGCCGCAGGCACUUUGGCUGAGCGCUUUGGUCACAAGCGGUUGCUGGUCAUGAUGCUGUACCUUGAGGCUUUAGCAGCUGUGGCCACAACAGCAGCGAGAGGAUCAUGGCACUUGACCCUUUGUCGCUACAUCAGCGGCGUUGCCAUUGGCGCAGCCGUUCCCCCCAUUUUUGCGUUGGCAGAGGAGUUGAUCCAUCCACGAAAGAGGCGGCACCGAAGUCUUAGCUUGAUCGCAUCAUCCUUUAUCUCCGGUAGUGUCUUAGUGUCGCUCCUUGCGUGGCCGCUCUCAUUGGGAUGGACAUGGCAGGCGUUCUAUGCAAGCACAGGGUUGGUCCCGUUGCUCAAUGCUUUUCUGGUGAGCUGCUGGAUACCAGAGUCGCCAAGCUUUCUUCAACAACAGGGUCGCCGUGCCGAGCUCUUGGGCGAGCUGCAACACUUCGCCGGCUUGCGAGCCGCAGGGCCGGCCUUUCGAGUGGCCCAGGAGGCCAAUGAUGGACAAAUUCGGGUGAUAGAGGAAAGAUCGAUCAGUGGGCGACUUCAGCUCCUGAGAACGAAUCACGUGGUCCUUCGCCUGGCAGCGAUUUGUUUCUCCAUCGCUUUCGCAUGGUAUGGUCUUUCGACCUGGCUGCUCCAACUCUUUGAAGAGGUAGGUCUAGAGCAUCGGUACCUGGCUGCGAUGCUUUAUGCUCUUUCAGGUGUGCCUGGUUGUGUGCUGGCGAUGCUGCUUCUUCAGUUUAUUGAACCACCGAAGCUGUUGGCUUUUUGGCUGACUUUGACCGCACUGAGCUGCUUGAGCAUUGGCUUCAUCCAGAGCCCAGAUCCAAAUCAACGGCGACCAGUCCUCGCAGCAUUUUUUGUUUGUUGCUUCAACAGUGUUUCUACUGCAGUGUUCAAUGUCCUGACCACGCUGUGGGGAGCUCCGUUUUCGUCCUCGUUACGACCCUUCGCACUGGGUGCGCUCUCAGUUUGCAUGCGCCUGGGGUCUAUUGUGGCCCAAUUUGUUGAUGCUGCACUGAUCCAUGGCCACAUCACUGAGAUGGCCUUGCUGCCUGCGGUCUUGCUUGGAGUUGCAGCUGCUGCUUGCUGGGGAAUCGCUCUUCCGCAGUAG
Durusdinium trenchii is the source of this 1341-nucleotide messenger RNA. Lineage: Eukaryota; Dinophyceae; Suessiales; Symbiodiniaceae. The record is from the annotation of a GenBank genome assembly.